This is a messenger RNA of Symbiodinium sp. CCMP2592, 375 nucleotides long. The record is from the annotation of a GenBank genome assembly. NCBI's taxonomy places the organism in Eukaryota, Dinophyceae, Suessiales, Symbiodiniaceae.
AUGGAUGUGCUUCAUGUGAUCGAGAGCAUCUUCAAUAAGGCGGACUACGCCAUCAUCGGGCUCUUGGCAGCACUGGUCGUCGCCGUCGUCUUCACACCGAUGUUCAGGACUGUGGACAGCCUUCCUGGACGAUGUGCCACACUGGGAGUCUCCCUGUACUUCUACGUUAGAUGGCAGGUAGACGUUUCGAGGAUCCCCAUGAAGACGGACCACCCUUCAGACGCUGACAAGAUCGAGUUCUUCCGCAUGACGCGGAACGUGUACAUGCUCUUCUCGGGCAUUGUUCUAUCCCUUUUUAGCUUCACCGUCGCGCGGCUUCGAGGCCGGAUUGAGGAGCUCGAAGGUGCUGGAGAAGCGAAGCCUCACGGCGACUGA